AAUGUCACUCCUUUUUCCACUGUGGUCUGUGUGUCUGAGUCAGAGAGAGCCUACAACAGCGUUCUUUGAAUUGAUGGCUCACUCCCAGCCACUCUUGACUGACUGCCAGCUUAGCAGGGCGUAGCUUACCAACAAAAAAAAUUUUUUUUAAAGCCAGACUGAUUCAUAGAAACUCCUUUAAAACACAGUGAAAAGAAACCGCCCAUCACACACCCCAGCACACCAGCAGAGGAAACUUAUAACCUCGGGAGGCAGGUCCCUCCCCUCAGUGCGGUCACAUACCUCCAGAAGAGCGGACCAGGGCUGCCGCCAGUGCCUGCCACUCAGAGUGCCACCGUCCCUGGGACCCUCCAGAAAUCUCUUCGCUUACAAGUUACCAAAAAAAUCAAGAUGUUGGUCUUACUGGCUGGUAUCUUUGUGGUCCACAUUGCCACUGUUAUUAUGCUGUUUGUUUCCACCAUUGCCAAUGUCUGGGUGGUUUCAAGUGUUGCAGACGCAUCAGUAGGUCUUUGGAAAAACUGUACCCGUGGUAGCUGCGAUUAUGCCCCAUCAUAUGCCAAUGAAGAUGCUCUCAAGUCAGUACAGGCCUUCAUGAUCCUCUCCAUCAUCUUCUCCGUCUUCUCCCUUGUGGUCUUCGUGUUCCAGCUCUUCACCAUGGAGAAGGGAAACCGGUUCUUCCUCUCAGGGGCCACCAUGCUGGUGUGCUGGCUGUGCAUUAUGGUUGGGGCAUCCGUCUACACUCAUCAUUAUGCCAGUGGUCAAGACACCUAUUACCCGGAGAGUCACCAUGGCUAUUGCUUCAUCCUGACCUGGAUCUGCUUCUGCUUCUGCUUCAUCAUCGGCAUUCUCUAUCUGGUCUUGAGGAAGAAAUAGGGCUGAACGAGUUCAGGGGGAUCUGGGGGGUGGGGAGGAGGAAGCUAUUGAAUUUGGGAGGGAAGUGGAAUUUGCUGUGCUGGGAGGAAAAACCAAGAUGGGGAGUGG
This is a messenger RNA of Carlito syrichta (Philippine tarsier), 981 nucleotides long. It is a transcript of the gene EMP1, whose product is annotated as epithelial membrane protein 1. Gene Ontology annotation, cellular component: plasma membrane. NCBI's taxonomy places the organism in Eukaryota, Metazoa, Chordata, Mammalia, Primates, Tarsiidae. The transcript is spliced from 5 exons. The coding region runs from base 391 to 873 and encodes 160 amino acids. The record is from RefSeq and is a predicted model, not a curated record.